Synchiropus splendidus (mandarinfish) is the source of this 6643-nucleotide messenger RNA. RefSeq names its product IQ motif and Sec7 domain ArfGEF 3b (gene iqsec3b). Gene Ontology annotation, molecular function: guanyl-nucleotide exchange factor activity; protein binding. Gene Ontology annotation, biological process: regulation of ARF protein signal transduction; actin cytoskeleton organization. Lineage: Eukaryota; Metazoa; Chordata; Actinopteri; Syngnathiformes; Callionymidae. The record is from RefSeq and is a predicted model, not a curated record. The coding region runs from base 207 to 3572 and encodes 1121 amino acids. The transcript has 15 exons.
GAGAGAGAGGGCGGGAGGGAAACGAGCGGAGAAGCGGAGGCCAGCUCGGUCGGUGCAGCCUCUCUCGCAACCGAGCAAAAAAGAAAAAAAUCCUACGAGGAGAAGGAGAGGACGUCACCUCCUCCGCGUGGUCAAGGAUAUAUCCCAUCAACGCAAUAAUCUUUUUUGUUUUUUCCUCGUCAACCAUCCUCCUGUCUUUGGGUAGAAUGAGCUCCAGCCUUCUGGAAAAUCCGGUGCAGGCGAUUUUAUACCUGCGAGAGCUCACCACCAUCGUCCAGAACCAGCAAAGUCUAAUCCAGACCCAGCGCGCCCGGAUAGAGGAGCUGGACCGCCGGGUGGAUGAGCUCAUUGGUGAGAACCGGCACCUGAGAGAUGUCAGGGUCCAGCAGCAGCAGCAUCCGUAUCAUCACCACCACGUCCACCACCACCACCCAGACCCCUUUAAUCUCCUAAACCAACCUCAGGACCCCCAGAUCAAGACUCAUUUAGGGUCUUUAUUGGACCCUCAAACGCCGAACGAUGGGACUCCGGCUGUCCAGACGUCUUCUUCACAACCUAUGGACCCGGGGGACAUGCAGCUGGUCCCAGCCGACCCCUCCAUGGUGUCCCCAGUUGAAAGUGACCCGGAAAACGGUGGAAGUUUUUCUAGCUGCCGCUCAUUGGUCCCCAUGACCCCCACUACCCUCUGUCGAUCUUUGGCUCUGGCUCGGAAUUCAGAAAGUGAGACCGUGCUGCAUCAGUUCUGCUGCCCCGCCCCGGAGCACCCGGAGACCGACACCAGUGGCUCCUCCAGUGGACAGAUGCUGAGCCUGGAGGAUGGAACGUCCUCUAGCGGCCAGCAAGUGGAGGGGACCAAGCGGGAAGGCCCGAGCGAGUACGAAAUCAGCUUGGAAAACAAAAACAAGCAGAUUGAGGAGCUGGAGCAGAAGUAUGGAGGACAUCUCAUUGCCAGAAGAGCUGCUCGCCGAAUUCAGACAGCUUUCCGGCAGUACCAGCUCAGCAAGAACUUCCAAAAAAUCCGUAACUCGCUGUCGGAGAGCAAACUGCCUCGGCGGAUCUCCCUGCGCCAUCCCAGCCCCUCGGGCCGCGCCAGGAACUCAGCCCAGAGACACAGUUAUAGUCUUCAUCCGGGAGGAGGGCAGAUACCUCUGAGGUCCAAAACCCCCCCUCCACCUCCCUGUCGCUCCACCUCUCUGCCUCCUUCUCCUGCGUCUGCUCCCACGGCCGCUCCGACUUCUCCUGCUCCAGGUUCGGCUCCGAGCCAAGCUCCUGGACCUUCUCUCACACAGCUGGAGGACUGUUUCUCCGAACAGCUGCACUCAUUAGCACAAUCCAUUGACGAGGCCCUCCGUGGUUGGAGUUUGUCCGAGGGUGGCGACGGGAAGGGCCUGCUGAUGGACGCCGGGGCUCUUCGGGCGGCGGCUGAGAGCGCUUGUCUGCCACGCAGUGCCAGCUCGCUGCUCAUGGCCUUCAGGGACGUCACCGUCCACAUUGACAGCAAUAGCUCCUACACCAUCUCCUCCGCCACCACCACAACCACCACCUCUCUGGGCAAUGCGGGCGGCGCCGCGCCAGGCAGCAGGAAGUCGUCUGUGAGCGGGAUGACAGGGGGAGAAUCAUCCGAGGGUUUGGAGCCCGAGUUCCCCGCGCCUCCCCCGAGUGAAGAGCUGGAGAAAAUUGAUCCAGGAUCCAGGAGAGGAUCAGCAGUACCAGCUCCGGGAGGAGGAACGAUGGAGGGGGAGAGUGCCUCGGACAGGAUGGGCUCCACCUCCACCUCUACCUCUACGUCCACCUCCAUAUCCACCUCCACCCAGUCCAACCAGCAACCGGCACAGAUUUAUACCCAGUACCAGCAAUACCAUUACACUCAUCCACAGCAGAUCCAGGGGGGGCCCAGUCCGGACGGCAUGCAAGCUCUGGUUGUCUCCCUGCCGAGGGACCGUUGCCAAGAUCCAGCAUCCUGUAGAUCGCCCACGCUUUCCACAGACACCCACCGCAAACGCCUCUACCGUAUCGGACUCAACCUCUUCAACGUGAACCCCGAGAGAGGCAUCCACUUCCUGAUCACUCGCGGUUUCGUCCCCGACACGGCCAUUGGAGUGGCUCACUUCCUGCUGCAGAGGAAAGGCCUCAGUCGACAGAUGAUCGGGGAGUUUUUGGGGAACAGCAAGCUGCAGUUUAACAGAGACGUCCUCGAUUGUGUGGUGGAUGAGAUGGAUUUUUCGGGCAUGGAGCUUGACGAAGCCCUGAGAAAGUUCCAGGCUCACGUUCGUGUUCAAGGAGAGGCGCAAAAAGUGGAGAGACUCAUCGAAGCCUUUAGCCAGCGCUACUGUAUGUGCAAUCCUGAUGUGGUGCAGCAGUUCCACAACCCGGACACCAUCUUCAUUCUGGCCUUUGCUGUCGUCCUCCUCAACACCGACAUGUACUCACCAAACAUCAAACCCCAGCGCAAAAUGGGCCUGGAUGAUUUCAUCCGCAACCUAAGAGGUGUGGACGACGGUGCAGACAUACCCAGAGAGAUGGUCGCUGGAAUCUACGAGAGGAUCCAACAGAGGGAGCUUCGCUCAAACGAGGAUCAUGUGACCUAUGUCAGCCGCGUGGAACAGUCCAUCCUGGGGCUAAAGACUAUCCUGGCUGUUCCCCACAGACGUCUGGUGUGCUGCUGCCGUCUGUUUGAGGUGCCUGAUGCCAACAAAUCUCACAAGCAGAAACUGUCGCAGCUCCAGAGAGAGGUUUUCCUCUUUAAUGACCUGCUGUUGAUUCUGAAGCUCUGUCCCAAGAAGAAAAGUUCUGCUUCCUACACUUUCUGCAAAGCCAUGGGUCUACUGGGAAUGCAGUUUCACUUGUUCAGCAAUGAGUAUUACGCUCACGGCAUCACCAUGAUGAGCCCAUUCACCUCUGAGAAGAAGCAGCUGGUGAGCUUUUGCUCCCCGAGCGGCGAGGAGCUCAGGAAGUUUGGCGAGGAGCUCAGAGAGGCAAUCGCCGAGGUCAACGAGAUGGAGCACAUACACAUCCAAUGGGAACUGGAGAGACAACAAGGGAUCCAGUCUCAUGGAAUCCACACCAACGGAGGGCAGCUGGAUGUACACACAGGUUCUCCCGCAGGCCAGCAGGACGUGUACGAUAAAACCGGCAACAACAACACAGUAGAGGUGUCAAUUCACAACAGGCUGCAGACCUAUCAACUGAGUCAGCCCAGCAUUGAGUCAACAGCUCUCGCCCUCGCCGCCCCGCCCGCCUUGCUCAGCCCCGUGCAGCCCGGAGACCUCCGCCCAGAAACGCUCAUCCAAUGCCAGCAGAUCGUGAAGGUGAUCGUCGUGGACCAGAGCGGACGAGGACGCAUGGAGGCCUUCCUCAGCCAAGGGCCCGCCACCCACCAGCUCAUCCAGUCGGCCUUGUCCACGCCCGUGCACAUGAGAGAAGGAGACGGGCCGCAGCCUCCCCUGCCGCCGCCCCCGCCCCCCUACAACCACCCGCAUCAGUUCUGCCCGCCGGACUCGCCCAUGCCCUUCCAUCACACAAUGCCUCUCACCCGCAGGCGUAACUCCAGCGGCUCUCGCAGCAUCGUCUGAGUCACUGACUGCUCGCCCCGAACACUCACUCUCUCCGGCGACGGUAAGACGAAAUGAACAUUUACUUAAUGGGCUGAAGGAAAUAUUGUCAUGAGCGACGACGACCGUCUGUGAAAGAGACUCUUUUGUUUUCAACGAUACAUAUCACCCAGUAGCUAAUGAUGUUGUGGGUUUAGAUUUCACAUUCUUUAAAGGACUUUGUUUCGAUGUGUGUGUCGGAGUGAACUACCCACCCCCCCUCAAAAAAAACAAAAAAAAAACAAUUGGAGGACUAUAAAUGUGAAGAACUUUUUAGUUAUCUAUUAAAGAAACCCGCCGUUGCAGAGGGAAAUUACAUCUUAUCACGAACACUGCAUCGUCUAAAGAGCCGACUUGUUCACAGAAGAGCUGAGGAGGUGGAAACGUUUGGAUUUCGCGCAUCAUUUGCCGUUAUUGUGUGAUUUAUUAGAAUUGAGCGGAUGUUAGUCUGUGACCAUCCUCUCGUGUUUUUGCUCCCAAGAAGCUCAGGCAAAAGAAAUAUCCGCUGCACUGUAAUAUUUGCACCACUGAGUCCCGGAGUGUUUGCUCGUGAGCCGUGUGUUUAUUUUUGCUUACUCAUGGGCAGCAGUGAAAAUGUGCUGUAAUUCCUUCAAAACAAUGCUGAGACAGGAAGUCAAACCCUUUGUUCUCUUGUAUAUUGAAUCAUAAUCUGUGUGCAUUGUGUCGUCACCUCCGGGUUUAGGCAAUAUAUCCGUGUGGAGAGUCUCGCUUUGGUGUGACGCUGCGCUGCAGAGUGUCCUCCAAUUGCUUUGCUCUUGAGGUUGCAGAGCGCGGUGAGUUUUAGUUUACAAUUUUAAAGAAAAUUUAUCUGAAACGUGUGAAAUACACUCUGAGAAGUAACAUUCCAAAAGAAGCUAAAGAAACAGAAAGGAUGGAAUCCAACGUUGAAAAGCGCUGUUUUGCUAGCUACGUUGCUGUGUGUACAUUUGUCCCUCGACACUCAAGUAUGGUCUUACAAACACAACCAAGGUUGUAUUUGUGAACAGCUAAGCAACAUUUAGCUUCACACAAAAAACAGCAAAAGAGAACAAAACUUAAGGAUAAUACAGUACCUGCUAAUAUUGUGUCAACCUGCUAGCAGAAAGCAACCACAGAAAAGCUAUGAGGUUAGCAUCCGAAAAGGAUAUUGCUAAAUAUUCCGUUGGUUCAUUAUCAUAGGUAUAAUAAUAAAUGUUCAUCCAUAUUUUACCCACAUGAGCUUCGGUGGAUGAAAAACAACUUUAGCCAGGAACUGAAAGACAAUCAAACACUUGAAUGAUAAAAAAAUACGACUCUUCUCACCAAGCAAAGUCAUUACAUAAAAUGCUAAUAUUGAUGAUGUGAGGCAUAGAACAUAGUAAAACUCGUAAAAAGUAGCGGUAAUAAAACAAGCAUUUCAUGCCGCGACUGUUAUCAGAUACAUCUGUGUUUGUCAUUCAAAAAUUUUAGCGAAGCUUCGGCUACAUGUAGCAAACACCAUGACGCAGCAUUUCCAAGGUGCUCACAGAAAUGACAUAAAAACCAGUUAUAGGCAAAAUAUUCAUGCUACAUUUACAGCUAAAAUUGCAGCAUAAUGACCUAGCAUAAAUUUCAACCUUAAAAAAAAAGCCUUCUUUAUAAAUAAAGAUAUCUUUGCUUGCUAGCAUUGCUAUGCUAACUGGACAACUAAAGUUUUGUUUUCUGAGGUUUCUAAAGACUUGUUUUGCGUUUCGCUGCUAAGUUGACAGUAACAUUGAACGUAAUGUAACAUAAAGCAUAUGUUUCAUUUAACAUUUUUCUUGUGACGCAAGGAUCGCCUCAGCGCUUUAAUUUUUAUUUUGUUGGAAAGUACGACGACAUAUAUACAUUUGUAUUGCGCUACCUCUUAAAUAAGGGUUCAGGGCAUUUUAUUUUGAAGAGAAUCUGUUCACCCACAGAAAAUUAACUCAUAAUAUAAAUAUGUAUAUCAUAUUGCCUGGUGUUGCAUUGAAAAUCACACAGGGUAGAGUGAGGUCACCUAACCCGAAAAAAAAAAAAGAUCCCUCCCUCGUACUUUCAUUGCCCAGAGAAAACAUUAUAUAAGCAGACACGCUUCUGUUCUGAAUGUUAAAUUAGGGGCGAAACUAAAGAUAUCCAAAAUAUUAUUUAUUUUCUGGUGAGUGGAGCUUGAGCUAGUUUGUACAGCAAAUCAUCCUAAUGAGACGCACUGAACUCGUCUUGUAUCUUUUGCACCACAGAAUAUAUUGUAAAUAGAUAAUAUAGAUUUAUUCUGGGAAAAAAAGGGUUUGCCCAGUGUGCGUGUGUGUGUGCGUGUGCGUGUGCGUGUGAGUGUGUGUGAGUGUGUUUGCGUCAACAUCUAAGUUUGUACAGAGAUUUACUUUAAGAAAAAUAUAGCUCUUAUUAUUCAGUUUUAGGCUGGUGUCCUAAAUCCUACUGCUAGAAGAGACGGGAAACAGGCAGCUUUUAUAGACUAUACGCCAGUUGCCAUGGAAACACGUGUUAUUACAGAACUGCAUUAAUCAUGUCACAUUAUUAGAGGAUGGUUAAGGAAGGCUGUUUCACCUGUGACGGUAUGUAAAGGGCUAUGCUGUAUUGGUAAACACACACGGUACAUGUCAGGCCACACACACACACACACACACGCACACACACAGCUGAACACAAACAUGCACGUAGCUGCCAAAUCCACAACAAAUCCAGCUUAGAUUCACUUUGAGAACUGCUUCAUCUCUCCACUUUGUUGACUGUAAACUCUGAUUGACUUGUAUUUUACAGCAUGAUGUUUUAAAAUUUCAGUUCCAAGGGAGGAGUUUGCUUCUUACCAUUGUUGUUCACGGCAUGUUGGGUUGAUUGAUGUCAUAUUCUGCCCCUUUCUACUUCCUCUCUCCCCGUGGUUGUCAUGGCGAUGCACCAAUCUGCAUCCUCACCGUGGAGCACUGUCAUUAAUCUUUGCACCCUCACAUGAUUUCUAAAAAGAGAUUUCUUAAAGAGCAACAUGUUUACUAAGAGGAAUAUUUCUAAUUUUUUGUUUUUCUGUUUGAGGAGAAUGAAAGAAUAAAGUAGUUUUUACUCUG